This is a messenger RNA of Alexandromys fortis (reed vole), 498 nucleotides long. Its product is annotated as homeobox protein Rhox13-like. Gene Ontology annotation, molecular function: DNA binding. The coding region runs from base 1 to 498 and encodes 165 amino acids. The transcript is spliced from 4 exons. Lineage: Eukaryota; Metazoa; Chordata; Mammalia; Rodentia; Cricetidae. The record is from RefSeq and is a predicted model, not a curated record.
AUGGACAGCGUUCAAGGUAUGAAAGCUUUACCCGCUGAAGACGGAAGAAAUGAGGAAGAGAGUGGACAGGGCCAGUCAGCAUGUGGACCCGUAGCAGCAGUACGGGAAACAGAAAAGGAGUCAAAUGGCGAAAGCCAUUCUGCUGCUGGCACUUCACGCCCCGUAGAUGAUGACAUGAACAAGGAUGAUGGUGAUACCAACGGAGACCACGGGAGUGAGCAGCAACCAAAUGAGCGGAUUCCUGAUCGUGUGGGUGGCGAGAGAGUGCCGGCGGUACCGAUUCCAGAUAGUGGGCCGAGGCAGGUGCCACGACGUCGCCUACGCCAUCGAUUCAACCAGUGGCAGCUGGAGGAACUGGAGCGCAUCUUCCAGGCCAGUGGCUCCCUCGGCGUUAAAGCAAGAAAACAACUAGCAAGAUGGAUGGGUGUGAAUGAAGCCGUGGUGAAGAGAUGGUUUCAGAAGAGGAGAGAGAAACACAGAAGAUAUAUGAGACUGUGA